Messenger RNA from Amphibalanus amphitrite, 3147 nucleotides. RefSeq lists its product as uncharacterized. The coding region runs from base 879 to 2255 and encodes 458 amino acids. The record is from RefSeq and is a predicted model, not a curated record. The transcript is spliced from 9 exons. NCBI's taxonomy places the organism in Eukaryota, Metazoa, Arthropoda, Thecostraca, Balanomorpha, Balanidae.
GAGCAUCAUAUGAACGUUGUCAUAGUUACUGGAAUUUAAACACGUGCAAUGUAUUAGGUCCUACGUCGCUGUUCUCAAGAUCUGACACAUUCUCUUCAUCUGCAAAAGCGCUCUGCUGUUACGUGAUCCUCGCUUUACCUAGGCCUGGUUACUCAGGUGAUUUACCCUGCCAAUAUGUUCGACAUUUUAACAUUAGUCAUAUGGAGCUGCAUAAUAAAAAUAGCUUCGGCGUCCUAAAACUAAUCGUAAGAGCUCUACCAAGAAAUUUCAUAGUGUGACUCCUGUGAAGAUUAAUUCAUUCUAGCGUGAAAACUAGCAAUUUCCGGUCUCGCACCCUUCCCAACCGUCACGGCAUUAACGAAAUUACUCUUCGCUUGGCUGCAGCUCUGAAAGUGAAUCUAGCCCCCACCCCCACACCAUCUGUCGCAUGUUGAACGGCAUAUUCAACUGGACAAAGCUAUCGUCUGCCACUCCGUUCUCGGCCGACUUUCUCCGCGGCAGGAGACGGGUCGCACUCUGCGGAACGACGCCACCUCCGCAUCGGACUGCAGUUCGCGAGCCGAGCCCUUCUAGACGAAAGUGAAACGCCACAAACAAAAGCCGAAAACACAGAGGACAAAGAGACGAGCGACAGGGGCGACAGGGCGGACAAUUGCCCGGAUCUGUGUCUGGUAUAGAACGCCGGACGAGUGGUGACCAAACCUCAGUUAGUGCCGGGAGACAGGUCGUGCUGGUGUCAAAUCUUGUGCUCUGAUAUUUUGCACUGCCUUCAGUUGUCAGCUCCUGUAUCUGUCCAUUUUGAAUCUCUAAGGGAGCUUCACUGGGAGCUCUCACACAGAAGUGCGGGUCUGUCCCAGGAGACCACAUCGCCCCGAGCAAUGCUCUUUCUGGGGGUGCUUCUUUGGUCGGCUCUGCUGGGGGCAUAUUCCGCUCAGGUCGAAUCCCGGAUAGAACAGACAGCGGUCGCCAAUGUGGGGACAGCGACAGCCAAUUUGACCUUAUCCAGGUCGGAGCGUGACCUCUCGUGGAUCACCUCCUGGUUGCCAUGGCGACGCCAGGAGCCGGGGACCACCACGGAGCUGCCGGGGGUCAGCAGCAACGACAGGAAAGCCAAAUUCCUGAACAUCUUCACCAUAGUGCGGUUCGCCAACGAAGAGUGUAGGGGCGACAACAACCUGAACGGCACGUGCGUGUCCCCUGACGAGUGCCGCAGCCGAGGAGGUCAAGAGGCUGGGAAAUGCGCCAACGGCUACGGCGUCUGCUGCACCAUGACCGGUAGUUGUGGGAACUUCACGCGGUACAACAACUCCUACUUUGAAAGCACCGACGCCGGCAACACACCAAACUGCCAGUUCACCGUUUACCGAGACUCCUCCGCGCGAAUCUGUCAGCUCCGACUCGACUUCGACACUUUCCGGCUGGCCCAGCCGGACAACGCCUCGGGGCAGUGCACAACGGACGCGUUCUCUGUGUCCGGAGUGGUGAAUGCCGUGCCCGUUAUCUGCGGAGAAAACUCGCGAACACACAUGUAUAUCGACGUGGACCCGAACUCUGAUCGAACGGUGCUCCAAAUAUCGACCACGCAGGGCUCCACUCAGACCACUACCCUUGCCCGAGACUGGAAGAUCAAGAUUCAGCAGAUCGAGUGCAACAGCACCACCAGAGCACCGUCGGCCUGUCUACAAUACUACACGGGAGUCAGCGGGACUAUAAAGUCGUUUAAUUUCGACGGCUCCGAGAUAGGUCCACACUUGGCAUCACAAAGUUACUCCAUAUGUAUUCGGGACGAAGCGCUAUACUGCAGCAUCGAAUACAUCGCGUCGCCAGUGACAAAUCCAUUUCGAUUAGGUCAGCAAUCGUCCUCUCAGAAAAGUGACCAAUGCCUGAACGACUUCCUCAUAAUCGCCGGCAUAUCGCAGACCGGCGUGCUACCUCAGACUGGACAGACAGGCGGCACCACCAACAACCAGGGCUACGACCGGCACUGCGGAGGGACCUGGGCGGGAACCAACGGAGCCCAGGCCACGGCACCGACACCGGCCAUCACAUACAUGAAGCCGUACGUAGUCCGUGUGCGCUUUGACGACACAGAGGGACAGGGCGAGACGGACAACCGUGGCUUCUCGCUCAACUUCAUCCAGAAACCGUGCAGCGUGCUGGGACGCAGGAAGAGGGCUGCUCUGCCCUGGAGGAUGGCGCCCUGGGGCAACGGCACAGUGCAGGGAGGGCGGGCGACCUGGAAGACGCUAUACUAAGAAGAGAAGCGCAGUGAGCUGUACUUUAAGCAGCCGGUGGACGGAAUAAGACAGAGAUCAAUCGAAUAGUCAAUGACCAUGCCAUGGAUGUGCUGUCGUUAUAGUUGUUGUUGUUGUUGUUGUUGUUGUUGUUGUUGUUGUUGUUGUUGUUUGUAGUUGUUCUUUUAUUGGCACAGAUGCACAGUUAUUCAACAAUGAACACUCUUUCUGCCAAUAUGUAAUAUAAACUCAGCGACCAUCGCUGUAUAGGCUAAACUUCUCUUUCUUUCUUCUAUCCUCUUCUCUGGCCUUUUUCCACGGAUGAGUGUUAAUGUUCCCUGGGGUCCGGGAGCCGACCAAUCUAUUUAUUUAUUACUUUUGAAGAAAUAAGCGAAAAUCAACUUAUCUGUCUUUUUGCAGGAUAUAUAGUUAGUUGAUACUGCUGUAGCUGCUGCAAUGCGAACUGCAUAUUUGCAUUUUGCAUAUCUCGAUUGCAUAUUUGAGGCACUUCAUUUUAUAUCUACUAACUAGUAGGACAAUGCAAUAUGCUAUCUGACUCACCGACCGCCCCUCACCACACCUCACGGGACUGUCACACUUCACAGCGCGACCAUGGGGAGCGGGGAUGACGGGUUGAGGGUGGGGGAGGGCUGACAGCGGGGAGGGUAAGGGAGGAGGGAGGGCACUGUCGUCACACUCACAAUGUCACGGGAACCCUGCCCUGGGGUGAAAAGGUUACACAACAAGAUUACUUUACACAACACGCUGCGUAGUUAAACUUCGUCGGCUGUCAACGUGUCGGUCAUUGAAAUGAUGCAUAUCCGAUUGUGUAGUGUAUGCUUUUUUGCUUUGUAUUUGCUUAUUUUUACGAACGUAACAAUAAAAAUAUGAAAUAUGUACUCUAAAGAAUUCC